Messenger RNA from Clunio marinus, 180 nucleotides. Lineage: Eukaryota; Metazoa; Arthropoda; Insecta; Diptera; Chironomidae. The record is from the annotation of a GenBank genome assembly.
AUGCAUCAGUACCAUCAAUGUUUCGCAAUGACAAUAUUUUGUAUUCAAACUCUGAAUAAAUCUACUAAAUUAAUUAAGGCGGCGAUAUCUUCAUUAAAAUCUGCAAUAAACUGCAGUUCCAUCUUAUUGAUAAUUCUUGUAUACACGAGUCAUAUCCGAAUAUUAAAGAAAAGAGACUAA